This is a messenger RNA of Alternaria incomplexa, 1692 nucleotides long. RefSeq lists its product as uncharacterized. The transcript has a single exon. Bases 1 to 1692 code for a protein of 563 amino acids. Lineage: Eukaryota; Fungi; Ascomycota; Dothideomycetes; Pleosporales; Pleosporaceae. The record is from RefSeq and is a predicted model, not a curated record.
AUGACACAGCAAGACCCAAACUGGAACCCGCCUCGCGGACUCAGAAACCGCUACCCACACCGACGAGGCCAUGUCCAAGCAUCAAGUGAUCCAAACCCUGCUCCACAGAUCUUGCAACCGCAAAGUCAGCAUACUGAGUCGACUCGGAAUCCGCAGCGGAACAGCGAUCCUUUCCAAUAUGAUACGCAGACAAUGCCAUACUGGGACGAUGCAAGCGGCGCAAUCCACGAUAUCUCCAACGCGACACCGCGAAAUCUAGAUCGAGCAUACGCGAAGAACGUUGCUGGUGAGACUGGAACUACGCAUAGUGACCAGCAACAGCAGGACCAGGUUGCAGGUCUUCAAACGUAUGGGCAACAUCAGUGGCAUAAUCCGUAUGCCGAGAUUGUUGGCGGUGGACCGUAUGCACAAGAUCAAGUAACUCAUCCUACAUCUACAUCUACGCCACCGAAGAACACAUCUAGGACCGCUACCACCAAAGACAACAAGGGCGAUAAACGGGAUUUCACGCCCUACUUCGACGCGGCAGACCCGCGGAACCACACCGAUCUGAAAAGUCCAGAUAAAUACAACUUCCUCGGAACGAAAGACGUGAAUCAGAAGAUACGCCAGGACACCACCGAUGCGAUCAAGCUAGCAACAGAGAAGCGUGGAAAGAUGAAGCCAGAUCAGCCAUUACCAUCGCUACCUGAACAUGAGGCCCAGACGGCAGUGAAGAGGAAGAGCGCGCCCCUCCCCCCUAUUCUACCUAGAUUCGCGUUCGAGAAUCCAACAAUAAUAUCGGCGAAGUUGGUGAAGUCUAGGACAGCUUCGUUUCGCAAGAGUGCAGAAGCUCAACACAACACCACUCCUCUUUCCGCGAUCGACGAAGCGCCAUCACCGCUCAACGCAUCAAACAAGCGACGAAGUGUCGACCGCACACCCACGCUCGACCGCGUCCUCGCCCUACGCGCAGAAGAACAAGCGAAAGCGCUUGCGAAACUCGAAGGCGAUGUUCUGGAAGACAAGCCUACUGAUGACGGCGAACAACAUAUCCCGCGCGAGUUGGUCAAGAGGAUUGGUGACUCGGAAAGUCGGUGUAUUCCUAGAGUCACGUCGCGGGAAGAGAAGAGGCAUGCGUCUGAGUUCGUUCCGGGUAUGGAGGUGGCGGGACGGGAUGAGCGGGAGGGGAUUUGUAUGAUGGAUGAUCUGGAUGUUCGAGCGAAGGAGGAGGAUGGUGCGGGUAGUAGUGUGUAUAGCAGUGUCGAUAACGCGCAGGAAGACGAGAUCGAGACGUUGACGAAAGCGAUAGCGGGGUUGAAGCCGUUUCAAGAUCUACCGCCCCCGUCUUCGUCGCCGAAGAAGAAAGCGUUCGAGCGGCAGAGCGCUGUGCCAGUGGGGUUGGACGUAGCAAAGCUCGGGAAGGGGAAAGGGGGGUUGGGUGAUGGGGCUGGAUCUAAGACAAAGCCGGAGGAACUAGGUGGACGAACGCAAGUUGAGGCAGAAGCGGAGCUUUUGAAGGUACUCAAUGCGACGAAUGAAAUUAGUGGCGGGGGUAGCGCGGGCGUGGGAACUUCGCAGGAGAACUCUUCAGUUGAGUCUUUUGCGACGGUUUCUUCGGAUGACUACGAACAGAUUCGGGCGGAGGAUGAGCUGGCGUCGGAGCAGAAUGGCGUGAAGAGGCGGUGGUAUAAGGGCUUCCGGAAGGUUUGA